AAACUACUCUGUCCUCUUUCUACUCGUCCUUACACAAUCAACUCUCCUCAUUUUCCUCAUUUCCACCUUCAACCUAAUCACACUACAACAAAAUAAUGGCCGCCGUUUCUUCACUAGCUCCGUCGUCACCGGUAGCUCCUCAACCAUCACCAUGGCACUCACCAGUACCCUAUCUCUUCGGCGGCCUUGCUGCCAUGAUGGGUCUCAUUGCUUUUGCUCUCUUGGUUCUCGCAUGCUCUUACUGGAAGCUCUCCGACCACCUUGAAAACGGCGACAGGGACAUUGAAUCCGGAGAUGGAAACACGGAUGCCACCACUCCUCCUGAAAAUAACACCAACCAAGAGGCGUCUGAUAUGCAAGAGAAGUAUUUCGUAAUCAUGGCCGGAGAAGCUAAGCCUACGUUUUUAGCCACACCGAGUUCUAGCAGAACCACCUCGUUUGGUAGUAGCAGUUGGCGGAGCAAUUCAACGGCGUUAACGGAGGGAUCAUCAUCUUCGGUAGUGGAGAUGUCGGUGGAGGUGAAACAUAUCAGCAGCGUGGAGAACAACUAGUCUUCUGCUGAUCACUUCUGUUAAUAUUGUUGAAUAUAAAAUUUUGUUGUAGUGAUUGUGGGUUGAAUGGUAGGUCCAGUAGUUUGUUCAUCGUUUUGUUCAGAAAUGCACAUACAAAUUUGUGACA
Messenger RNA from Lactuca sativa (garden lettuce), 678 nucleotides. RefSeq names its product protein GLUTAMINE DUMPER 2. Gene Ontology annotation, biological process: regulation of amino acid export. NCBI's taxonomy places the organism in Eukaryota, Viridiplantae, Streptophyta, Magnoliopsida, Asterales, Asteraceae. The record is from RefSeq and is a predicted model, not a curated record.